AGUAAAAACACUCAAAUCAAUCAUAGUCUCAUGCGGAUACUUUGACACAAACUAUAUUAAUUGAUUAGGAAACAUAUAUGAGGACACAACUGCAAAUGGAGCAGAGACGAAUUAUGCCUGAAUGGAAGGUUGUGGGCAGCAGUGCAUUCUCAAUACUUGGGAUGUCAUUUUGAUGUUUCGGGAAAGGAGGGAAAGUGGAAAGUCCGAACAGAACGAGUGAAAAAGCGGUAGAAAUUAAGAAGAUGAGAGAAGAUGGAAUAGAAAUGUGAAGAGUAUAAAGAAAACUGAUGUGCAUGGAGGUGGGGAGACACGAGAGGAAAACUGAGUGACCUUGGGAAGACAGCUGGCAGCCUUCAUACACGUAGAUGAGUCAGCUUCUGUACAAUUAAGGUUUUGAACUGUUGUGCAUUGUGUGUGUGUGUGUGUGUGUUAACAACGGACCAUGAAUUGCAUCAUUCAACUCACGACUGUCCUAAAGUUGAUGCCUAGCCAUUAUGUACAAGUCACCCACGGAGUUUCGUUGGUAAUAACACGUGACCAUGUAAUGCACUCUUGUGUAGCUUUAUACUGUAGGCGGCGGUAGAGCGACAUGGGCUCUGUUAGAACAUUGUUUGACGACAAGGUUCUUGCUUUUUCUUUGACUACUACAGAGAGGUAGAAUCGAAACAACAUAAAAAAAACACACCAGUGUUUGUAGUAUUCCUCAUAAUGUGUAUAGGAUUUUAUGGCAGUGAUGUCUUACGAAUCGGAUACAUGUUUGCUGGACCGAUGGACUGAAGAAAAUAACGCUAUCGUAAACAAAUGGAAGCAACACAAUGACAAAGGAGAUUGUGUUGAACAGGGCUCGCGACUACUAAAAUCGUGCUAUGAGGCGAGUCUUCAACUACUGCAGAUGAUACAAGGUGUGCCUGCGGUACAUGACCGUGUCCAGCUGGAGUUGGCAGUGGUGUAUAAUUUCUGUAUGUUCUCCUUCAGUCAAACACAACUCACUGAGGCAGAGAUUCUCCUCACACAUAGCCUGGAGAGAGCCCUGGGGGCUGAAGGUUGUGAUGGACCACCUCCCUCCAACCCCCCAGUGUUCUGGCGUGUGGUUCUGGAGUCCCUGGGUCCAAUGUCCUCCCUGUGCUCUUCCCUUCUGCAGCUGCUCUGUGUGCAGUGGGCCUUCUGGCUGUCUACCGUCAGAUUGGGUCACAUACUGGAGCUGCAGGGAGAGCUGCUGUCUCUUUUUGAGGGACUGGGUCUGGAUGAGAGGGAUGACACGAGGAAGGCAGGAGAGGAGGGUCUGGAGACGAGUGCGGUCAGACCCGCAUUAGUUAUACACCCCAGGGAGCUGAAGGACCUUCUGCACAUCUGCACUGUUAUCGCUCAGGGUGCUGAGCUGUUGUGUGAGGGGCGGUGGUCAGAGGCCCUGACCAUUCUUCAGAGAGACCCCUCCCCAUUGACCCCCAGAGACCUGUUCGCCCAGAUACACACUCUCACCGGCCUCUGCCUCAGUAGCAUGGGUCAUCCCCAUAGUGCUUUGCAGUGUUUUAGGAAGGCCCUGGAGACCGAUGUGAGGUGUGUAUCUGCACUGCAGCAGAGUGUCCUGGUUUACCGGCAGCUGGGAAACACACAAGCAGAGAUCCAGGCUCUACGGCUACUACACUCAGUUUUGAUGCUACCACCUGCCUCCCAGCCUACUGUUGCCUCAGGCCCUCUCAUUGCUCCUGCCAUUCUGCUUCCCGGCCAAUCCCUGUCCAGUCUGCUGUCAGUCCCCUCUGCCCUCAGCGUGCUACACUGUCUGGCUCAGAAGUGUGUCCUCCAUGGAAGUGUGUCAGAGGGAGUAGAGCACUACCUGGACCUCCUGGCUGCUCUUCAGUCAGACCAGCAGAUGUCUCAAGUGCUCUCUGAGGCCCCUUCCCUGCCCAGGUUACCUGAGCUCUACCUGGAGACGGGCUCCUCCCUGCUGAUGGCCCAGCGGCCUGACGACUGCCUGGUGCUCUGUGAUGAGGUCAUCAGUAAGACUGUAGAUCUGCUCCCAGAGAGGCUACGGCUAGAGGAGCCGUUGGAGGAUCCCAUGGAGGAAUCUGGGCAUGACUCUGCAGACCGCCUGGGGUUAGUGCUGUGGUGUGGGGCUGCAUACCUCCUCCAGGCCCACUGCUACUCCCACCUCAAGGACUGGAAGCAGGCUGUCACCCUCUACACCCGGUGCAUCAGCCUUCUGAUGAAGGUGUGUGUUGUACAGACAGCAGGCUGUGUGAAGCAGGGGCUAGGGGUCAGGAACCUGCAGAGGCUGAAGGGGCUGGCCCUUGCAGGCAGAGGAAUAAGCUUCAUUCACAGAGACCAGAAUAGGGAAGCCCUGAGAGACCUACAGCUCAGUCUGCAGGCUGCAUCAGGGUGUGCUAGUGCUGGGCUGUGGCUGACCGAGGUGCUGUGGAGACUGGGGAGGAGACGGGAGGCUGUAGCCUGCUGGGAGGAGAACCAGAGUUCCAGCUCUCCUCCCUUGUUACAAGAUGCUCCUUUGUACCUGCUGGACCCACAGACUGGCCCCUCCCUUGACCCAGCAGACCUCCGAGGUAGAAUGGAGGAGUUUACCAAAACUCAGCAGCACCAGGGUCUCCCAUUAUAGUACUGUGAAGAAGUGGGGUUUUGACUCUUUACCUCUGAAGGCCAGAUGAGAAUGUGCUCUGUUUUAUGCUAUGUGUCUGUAGUAUAUUCUUUUGGUAUGAUGAAUAUGAUACUGUGGUGCCCCAUUUCUGAAUAUAUUUUUACUGUUCAAACUGAUUGCUUAUUUAGUCAUCAGCAUAAAACUGAUUUAUUUCUACUG
Esox lucius (northern pike) is the source of this 2806-nucleotide messenger RNA. RefSeq names its product FA complementation group G (gene fancg). Gene Ontology annotation, cellular component: Fanconi anaemia nuclear complex. Lineage: Eukaryota; Metazoa; Chordata; Actinopteri; Esociformes; Esocidae. The record is from RefSeq and is a predicted model, not a curated record. Bases 725 to 2608 code for a protein of 627 amino acids. Gene Ontology annotation, molecular function: protein binding. Gene Ontology annotation, biological process: interstrand cross-link repair. The transcript has 13 exons.